This is a messenger RNA of Diatraea saccharalis (sugarcane borer), 1964 nucleotides long. The record is from the annotation of a GenBank genome assembly. Lineage: Eukaryota; Metazoa; Arthropoda; Insecta; Lepidoptera; Crambidae.
CGGCGCGGCCGCGGCCGACAUACGCCCGCCUGAUCACGGGCGAGAGACAUUUGUGAAAUAAUGCCAUUGAACACCCGCCGAAUUCGACAGUGAAUGCGGCGUGCACAGAGAUGCCGCUCAAAUGAGUAGUAGUGCGGUACACCGAAUACAUCUCGCGUCGGCUUCGAAUCAUCACGACAAUGUGCCAAUGGAUUGUGACUAUAAUUUACGUGGUUCUCAUCGCAUCGAAUUCGGCGGCAAGGAAAAUAAGCUCACCGGACUCCGCUACGCUUGAUAACCAUGUGUCAUCAGGCAACAGGACGCAGCGUUUUCUGUUCGAUGCGAUUUUUGGUUUGGAGGUGCCUAUUCUAGAAGAGCAGAGCGUGGAAGAGGAAGACGAUGAUUCUACUGUCAAGAAUUGUUCAUGCGAGUGCGGUGGCUCCAAUCAGGAGAACCGCAUCGUGGGAGGCAUGCCGGCAGGUACCAAUCGGUAUCCGUGGAUGGCGCGGAUCGUAUACGACGGACAAUUCCACUGUGGCGCUUCUCUACUUACCAAGGACUAUGUACUGACGGCUGCACACUGUGUCAGGAAGCUGAAGCGUUCUAAAAUUCGUGUGAUCCUCGGUGACCACGAUCAGACUAUAACGACUGAGAGCGCGGCCAUCAUGCGUGCGGUCACCGCCAUAGUGCGUCACCGGAGCUUCGACGCAGACUCUUACAAUAACGACAUAGCUUUGCUCAAGUUACGCAAACCCGUCAGCUACUCGAAGAUCAUCAAGCCAAUCUGCUUACCACCUUCAAGUAUGCAAUCAAAACGAAAAUGUCAUCUUUAUCGAAAGUUUCAAUAUUUGUAACAAUAUUUCUUUCGGCUGUUUGGGUGGAUGCUUGAACAUUAAUGAGAGUACGCUCUGCAGUAGCGAAAAGUAACAAGUGCUUGAAAGAUUCGUCAGUCCUGUUAGGUCCUGUGUAGCUCAGUGGUUAGAGCAGUCGCCCGGAUCACGAAAGGUCGUGGGUUCGAUUCCCAUCUCAGGGUGCCAGGUCCCAUUUCAGGACCAAGUGGAUUUUGUAAGCAUAUUGUAUUAAGAAUAAUGUUAAUCGAUUCUAAUCAUUUGAUACCUUGAGAUAAUGAGAAUAAUAGUUAACUACUUUAUUGGUGCCACGUACUUAAUUUUUAUCGAGCCCCGAAAUUUCAGCGCUCCACCAUGAUCAUGGAAUAACUGAAUAUCGCGUCUGGAUAUUAUUGCCAGGUAUAUCGAUUUACCCUCUUUCGAGUCCUCUCAAGUUGAUCUUGCGGAUCAUGACGCUUUAUAUUUAACUAGCUUUCCGCCAGCGGCUUUACCUGCGUGGUCCCUAGAGAACUAUUUAUUUUUCAUGACACGGAUAUAAUUCUUAAAUAAUUACAAUAACAAAUUGAAUAGUAAAACAGUGAUUACUAUGGUAACGUUUAAGUUCCCUACACAAACUUCCACUUCCAUUUUUAUCCCUUUAUUUGUUGUUUUUCGGUAUAAAAUAUAGCCUAUGUUCACCUCAUAUGGUGAAGCUUCCCAUAGGCAAAAGAAUUUUUAAAAUCGGUCCAGUAGUUUUGCAAUCUAUUUGUCGCAAGCAAACAAAUAAAUAACAACUAAUAAAUAAACAUUUAUUGCAUUCAUUUUUGCAUUCACAUAACCUUUGAUUUAACGUUUAUUUAAUACUAGCUUUUGCCCGCGGCUUCGUCCGCGUGGUAAAGUUACUUUGAGCAGCAUUUCUAAUGAAUAUUUAUUCAUUAUAUAGUGUAAAAUACCUGAAAUAAAGUUCCAUCCCCUAUUUCAUUCUCUUGGGGGUACAUAUAUAAUAAAUAAAAUUGGAGAUUCUACUAUAUUUAACUCUUAAUUAAGUUACGAACUUUUAUCAUUGAAUUUGUGUUUAUGAUAUUACUUAUUUCAAUUCAAUUCUCCGGACCUGUUGAGCGGUUAUCUAAAACGCCUGAUAUUUUAUCGCAUGCAUGA